Messenger RNA from Fonsecaea erecta, 759 nucleotides. RefSeq lists its product as hypothetical. The transcript has a single exon. NCBI's taxonomy places the organism in Eukaryota, Fungi, Ascomycota, Eurotiomycetes, Chaetothyriales, Herpotrichiellaceae. Bases 1 to 759 code for a protein of 252 amino acids. The record is from RefSeq and is a predicted model, not a curated record. Gene Ontology annotation, molecular function: hydrolase activity.
AUGGCCAUGUCAACGUCGUGCUGCCUGAAGAGCUUCGCGUGGGAAGGCACACCCAGCGGACGGGUCGACAAGCUCGGCGCCAUCGAUUGCUACGUGGCCGGCGGCGACAACCACGACAAGCCAGCGAUCCUCUUCAUCCACGACGCACUGGGAUGGACGUUCCCCAACGCACGGCUGCUGGCGGACCACUACGCCCACGAGGCCGACGCCACCGUGUACGUGCCGGACUUCUUCGGGGGAGAGGCGCUGCCCUUCGAGCCGAUCCUGGCGGGACGGUUCCACGAGGUGGACUUUGCGGGAUUCCUGGGCCGCAACACGCGCGAGAUUCGCGAGCCCGAGAUCUUCGACGCCGCACGCCUGCUGCGCGAGCGCCACAAGAAUGUCGGCGCCGUCGGGUUCUGCUACGGCGGCUGGGCGUGUCUGCGCCUGGGCGCGAAGCAGCACAAUCAGCACCGGCUGGUGGACUGUGUCUCGAUUGGCCACCCGAGCCUCCUCACCAAGAGGGACAUCGACGAGGUCGCCGUGCCCGUGCAGAUGUUGGCGCCCGAACACGACCCGGUAUACACGGCCGAGCUGAAGAUGCAUACCUUCCAGACACUUCCCAAUGCGGGCGUCUACUUCGACUACCUCCACCUGCCGGGCAUGGAGCAUGGGUGUCUGGUGCGAGGAGACCCCAAGGUGCUCGGGGAGAGGGAGGCCAUGGCCCGGGCUAAGAACGCCGCCGUGGGCUGGUUCAGGAUGUUCUUGCAUGAGAAUUGA